AUCGGCAGGCGCCGAAGCGGGAGGUGACGUCAUAGCCGCGCGACUCGAGGGCAACGGCGGCCGUUUGAAACGGCGCUGACGCUGGGCGGCGCCGCGGACGGGGGGAGCCCCAGAAGCCUGAGGCUGUGGACAGCCCCUGCCCAUCUGCUCCAGGCAGUGACUUCCUGAGACGCCACCGCCUGCUUUUGGCCGUUCUCGAAAGACCGUCAUGUCACUUCCUCACCUGCAGCAGCCAAGCUUCUUACUGGCGAGUUUGAAGGCAGAUUGUGUGAACAAGCCCUUUGCUCAGAGGUGCCAUGAUCUGGAAACAGUCAUUGAAGACUUCCCUGCCAAGGAACUGCAUGCCAUCUUUCCAUGGCUAGUGGAGAGUAUUUUUGGUAGCCUGGAUGGCAUCAUUGUAGGUUGGAAUCUUCGCUCCUUGCAGGGAAGAACACAUCCUACAGAAUAUGCUAUUGCCCUGGAUUUCCUGGAUCCAAGUGGCCCAAUGAUGAAGCUGGUUUACAAACUCCAAGCAGAGGAGUAUAGAUAUGAUUUUCCAGUUUCCUAUCUCCCAGGUCCUGUGAAGGCCUCAAUACAUGAACGAGUCCUACCAGAAUGCUCACUGUACCACAACAAAGUCCAGUUCCCUCCAUCUGGUGGCCUAGGUUUGAACCUAGCUCUCAAUCCAUUUGAAUAUUACAUGUUUUAUUUUGCAAUUAGCCUCAUCACGCAGAGAAAUACUCCCAUCACCCAUCAUGUCAGUACUUCAAAUAGCGCAUACUUCAUCUUGGUGGAUGCGUACCUGAAGUGGUUCCUCCCCACAGAAGGCAGUGUCCUUCCUCCACCUUCUUCCAAUCCUGGUGGAACCAUCCCUUCACCUGCUCCCAGGUCCCCAUCAGUGCCUUUCACCUCUUAUGGCAUGCAUCACACUAGCCUCCUGAAACGACAUAUUGCCCAUCAGCCUUCAGUGAAUGCAGACCCUGCUUCCCAAGAGAUCUGGAGGUCAGAAACAAUGCUUCAAAUCUUUGUUGAAAUGUGGCUUCACCAUUACUCACUGGAUAUGUAUCAAAAAAUGCAGUCUCCACAUGUCAAGCUGGAGGUUCUCCACUACCGACUCAGUAUCUCCAGUAAACACCACAGUAGUCCUGCCCAAUCCGGCUACCAGGCCCUCCACGCAUACCAAGAAUCAUUUAAACCCACUGAGGAGCAUGUGUUAGUGGUAAGACUGCUUGUGAAGCACCUGCACGCUUUCACCAACAGCCUGAAACCAGAACCAAUCUCCCCCUCGGCCCACUCCCAUACAGCCAGCCCACUGGAAGAAUUCAAAAGGGUGGUGAUUCCUCGGUUUGUCCAGCAGAAGCUCUAUAUCUUCCUGCAACACUGCUUUGGCCACUGGCCUCUAGAUGCCUCUUUCAGAGCGGUUCUAGAGAUGUGGUUAAGUUAUCUGCAGCCUUGGAGAUAUGCUCCUGAGAAACCACUUCAGAGUGCAGACCCCCAGCCCCAGCCUCGUAGUGUUGCAGAGAAAUGGGCUCCUUUUGUUCAAGAAAAUCUACUGAUGUACACAAAGCUGUUUGUGGGCUUUCUGAACAGGGCUCUCCGCACAGACUUGGUCAGCCCUAAAAAUGCCCUGAUGGUGUUCAGAGUAGCCAAGGUCCUCGCCCAGCCGAACCUAUCUGAAAUGAUCCAGAAAGGAGAGCAGUUAUUCCUGGAGCCGGACCUUGUUAUCCCUCACCGACAGCAUCGAAUUUUCAUGACUCCCACCCUUGGUGGGACCUUCUUCUCAUCAUGGCCUCCAGCCAUCACAGAUGCCUCAUUUAAGGUGAAGUCUCACAUUUACAGCCUAGAAGGACAGGACUUUCAGUACAAACAGAUGUUUGGCACAGAAAUCAGAAAUUUGGUGUUACGAUUGGCACAGUUAAUAUGCCAAGCCCAGCAGACAGCAAAAUCUAUAUCUGACCACUCUGCUGAGACCCUGGCUAGCAAGUCCUUCCUAUCUUGGUUUAGGUUUGGCCCUUCUGAGAUGAAUGGUUCUUAUACAGGCAAUGACCUAGAUGAAAUUGGGCAAGAAAACAUCAAGAAAACAGAUGAAUAUUUGGAAAAGGCACUGGAGUAUUUAUGCCAGAUCUUCAGGUUGAGUGAAGCCCAGCUGACCCAAAUGAUGAUGAACUGUGGGACAGCUCAAGAUGAGAACGGAAAGAAGCAGCUUCCAGACAGCAUUGAGAGCGAGGAUGGGUUAAUUCUUACACCUCUUGGCAGGUAUCAGAUCAUAAAUGGAUUGCGCAGGUUUGAGAUAGUGUACCAAGGAGAUACUGAACUGCAGCCCAUCAGAAGUUAUGAAAAUGCCACACUGGUACGGCUGUUGUUCCAGUUGUCCUCGGCAAUUAAUCAAAGGUUUGCUGAACAAAUGGAGAAUCUUUGCUCCAGGGAAGACUUCAUUGGCAGUUUUUGUCGCUAUCAUCUUAUCAGCCCAUUCCUUGCAGAGAGAACCAGGCACAGCCCAAUGCUGAAACAUAGAUCCAGACACAUUCAGCGACCAAAGAUCAGUCUGAGAUUUCUAGCCAGCUACAGGACUCUUCUUUCCUUGUUCAUGAUCUUCUUCAUUGCAUCCCAGUUCUGUAUUGGACCACUGGCCUGCACUUUCCUUAUUCUUCUGGCUUACCUUCUUUAUGCAGUAGUGAUGACUUUCUUCACUGAAAGAUGGAAACCUCACCGGCAUUAACUUUCUCUGUCAGCACAUUCUUGUACAGGAAACAUUCUGAGAUACCAAGUUGUGUUAAGUGUGUGAAAGGUUUCAGUUAAGGAUGCUUUUUAAAGUAUUUUUAAUAUAAAAAUUAAGCAGGUUGCUAAACACAGAUGGGAUUGUGUGGUUGUAGAGGCCACAGUAAUCCAGGUACAUUCUAUUUUUAUAAACUCUUUUCUACAGUUUAGUUAAAAUGCUGAGUUAAAGCUAUAGUAUGUGAUUUUGGAAAGAAAAGGUAAACCUCCAUUUCUGGAGCCAACCACAAAUGGUGAAAUGAGUGAGCCCAAACAAACAGUAUGUAGCCUCACAUGUGACUAUACCCACACCAUACUACAGCAUUUUACUUACGCCAUUUUAAAGAGAAAUUAGAUACUGAAGCUGCAGGGUUUAUAAUAUAUCAUGGUGAGUAGAGGACUGUUUCAGUAUGCCAGAGGCAACAGCAGUCAUGGAUCAUGGGAUCUGGACACAAAGCUGAAUACCAAAAUAUCAACAGGAUGUGAAUGACAGUAUAGCCCAGAUUAACUUCAGCACAAGAAACUCAGAAGAAGCCCGAGGGUGAGGGGUUGGAAUAGUUUGGCUCAAAGAUGGGAUAAGGGAGAUGGAGAAGAGUAUGUGCAUGUGUAUACAUCCAUGCACACACUUUUGCAACCCAAAAUUAACUGCAUUAUAACUCAACACUUGAGGAAAAGCUGCCAUAUGCAGUCCUGUAGGCUAGCGUUUGCUUGUUAACUCUCCUUUUUUCUCUCUGAAAAUUUGUCUUCACUGCUUACUGACUUCAAACUAUGAGUCCUCUGCUGAGGUGAAAAAUUCAGCUCAUCUCAGCUAAGGCUCCACUGCUGUGGGUAUCCUGUGGUGCUAGCAAUCAGCCCUCCCACAAUACUGCACCAGUGCCCCUUCGACACAGCCUCUAGCAUGGAGCUACCCCAGGAAGUGCUAAGUACCAUGGAAGUGACACUUUACCGUUACCUACAAACUGUUAAAGACAACUCUAAAGAGACAUGGUUGUUGACCAGAAAGAAGUUUUUCUCCUCCUGUCUUCACUAUGUUAACAAGUACUAAGUUUUGAAAGACUUGAAGCAAACUGGAAAAAAGAGCACUUCUGAUUAAGAGAGCAAGUGGUAGAGAUCAGUCGGCUUAACCUCGUCUGUGAAACUGCCGUGGGCGCUGCUGCGCUCCUCAGGGCUAGAGGGGGAGUGAGGGGCAGCGGAUACCCACUUGCAUGAUGUGGAAUAAGUGUUCGGUUCACUGUCUCCUACAUGCAUUUAAUGGAUGCUUAUAAAUGUCGGUGCGGAAAACACCUAACCUG
This is a messenger RNA of Alligator mississippiensis (American alligator), 4025 nucleotides long. It is a transcript of the gene SMPD4, whose product is annotated as sphingomyelin phosphodiesterase 4. The record is from RefSeq and is a predicted model, not a curated record. Gene Ontology annotation, biological process: sphingomyelin catabolic process; ceramide biosynthetic process; glycerophospholipid catabolic process. The coding region runs from base 209 to 2698 and encodes 829 amino acids. NCBI's taxonomy places the organism in Eukaryota, Metazoa, Chordata, Crocodylia, Alligatoridae. The transcript is spliced from 20 exons. Gene Ontology annotation, molecular function: sphingomyelin phosphodiesterase D activity.